Molecule: messenger RNA, 1233 nt
Organism: Cercopithifilaria johnstoni
Lineage: Eukaryota; Metazoa; Nematoda; Chromadorea; Rhabditida; Onchocercidae
Source: the annotation of a GenBank genome assembly
AUGUACAAAGAUAAUGAAAAUCGGUAUGAUAAUGAUGAUGAUGAGUUACCGAGACGACUUCUUCGGUGGCCGAGUAUAUUGCCCCGACCAUUUGCUUGGAAAAAGUCCUAUGAUACUGAUGAUAAUAAGGUUCCAAGACGACUUGUUUGGUGGCCGAAUAUAUUGACUCGACCAUUUGCUUGGAAAAAGUCCCCGAGUACUCCGAUUAGUAGUGAAUCCGCGAUUUUGGAUCCCAAACCGUGUUCAACAAAAAUGGCAGAAUCUGGAAGUAAUAAAAUGGAAGGGACCCCCAGCGCUGAAGAUAAAUUUGAUAAUAAUUCACUUGAGGAAUUACUUCGAGAAAACGGUCUAUUACCUGCUAUUGAAGAUGUUCCAGUCGCCGGUGGUCAAGAAGUUGUUGAGGAAGCUGAAGAAAAUCGUAUUCAUACGAUUGGUAUCCCUCUUGCUGAACAAGCCUUAAGAGCUUUGAGAAUCGUUUCACGACAUGAAUCACGCUUUCAACUUACGUUGCCCGAAGAGGCAUCAGGAGAGGAGGAAUCACCUGUCAUAGUUUUCCGAACUCCCACCAUUAUCCGGAUUAAGAAGAAAUGGUCCGGUGUCCAAGAAGCUUCCAUAUAUGAUCCCUCUGUUCGUAUGCAAAUGAGAAAAGCGGUGGAUGAAGCUAUUGCUGUGAAGCCAGAUGAUAUCCCGAGUACAUCGCGUGGAUAUACGAGUUCUAUUCCGGAAAGUGGUGAAGCUACUGACGAAGAGAAAGCUAUCAUCAACGAGCUAUUACCGCUUUGUGGAUUAUUCAAUUCUAUCGAUUACACCGAUCCCACCUGGUAUUACAAACUUAAAAAGAUUAUCUUUUUACGAGUGAAUCAACUUGAACAGGAGUAUAAGAAUGCAAUGUCAAUGGGUGACGAAUUGCGGAAACGUAAUGAGGAACUUCGCAGUUUGCAUAACAAUAUCACUUUACAGAGUGUGAUCAGUGGGCCUCAAUAUUCAUAUGAAGAGAUUAUCACAAAUCCUAGCACUGAAGAUUUGGGCCCUCAUUUUCCAAUUUCUCCAGAUUCCAGCCUUCAGGAUUUGGAUGCUCAGUUUCAAGUUUUACCAGAUCCUAGUAUUGAAGAUUUGAAUGCUGAGUUUCAAAUUUGCUCAGGUCCUAGCACUGAAUAUUUAAAUCCUCAGUAUCAAGAUUUAUCAGGUACCAGUGCUCAGGAUUUGGAUCCUCAGCAACCAAGAUGGCCUUAA